Messenger RNA from Dipodomys spectabilis (banner-tailed kangaroo rat), 2574 nucleotides. It is a transcript of the gene Gabra1, whose product is annotated as gamma-aminobutyric acid type A receptor subunit alpha1. Gene Ontology annotation, molecular function: inhibitory extracellular ligand-gated monoatomic ion channel activity; benzodiazepine receptor activity; transmitter-gated monoatomic ion channel activity involved in regulation of postsynaptic membrane potential. The transcript is spliced from 10 exons. Gene Ontology annotation, cellular component: GABA-A receptor complex; postsynapse; dendrite membrane. NCBI's taxonomy places the organism in Eukaryota, Metazoa, Chordata, Mammalia, Rodentia, Heteromyidae. Bases 73 to 1443 code for a protein of 456 amino acids. Gene Ontology annotation, biological process: gamma-aminobutyric acid signaling pathway; regulation of postsynaptic membrane potential; nervous system process. The record is from RefSeq and is a predicted model, not a curated record.
GCCCGCACUCGGCUCCGGCUGCUCUCCCCGCGAUCCGGUGCCCGCCGCGGCCCCGAGCCGCCGAAGCCGGGGAUGAAGAGCUGCCCGGGCCUCUCCGACCUGCUCUGGGCCUGGACCCUGCUUCUCAGCGCGCUCACGGGAAGAAGCCAUGAACAGCCCUCGUUACAAGAUGAACUUAAAGACAACACCACUGUCUUCACCAGGAUUUUGGACCGACUCUUAGAUGGUUAUGAUAAUCGCCUGAGACCAGGAUUGGGGGAGCGCGUGACCGAAGUGAAGACGGACAUUUUCGUCACCAGCUUCGGACCUGUUUCCGACCAUGAUAUGGAGUAUACAAUAGACGUGUUUUUCCGGCAAAGCUGGAAGGAUGAGCGGCUGAAGUUUAAAGGACCCAUGACAGUGCUCCGCCUGAACAACCUCAUGGCCAGCAAGAUCUGGACCCCGGACACCUUCUUCCACAACGGGAAGAAGUCUGUGGCGCACAACAUGACCAUGCCCAACAAGCUGCUGCGGAUCACCGAGGAUGGGACCUUGCUCUACACCAUGAGGCUGACCGUGCGAGCCGAGUGCCCCAUGCACCUGGAGGACUUCCCCAUGGACGCCCACGCCUGCCCGCUCAAGUUCGGAAGCUACGCUUAUACAAGAGCAGAAGUGGUCUACGAGUGGACGAGAGAGCCGGCUCGAUCCGUGGUGGUGGCAGAAGAUGGGUCCCGCCUAAACCAGUAUGACCUUCUUGGACAGACCGUAGACUCUGGCAUUGUUCAGUCGAGCACAGGAGAAUAUGUUGUUAUGACGACUCACUUCCACUUGAAGAGGAAGAUUGGCUAUUUUGUGAUUCAAACCUACUUGCCGUGCAUCAUGACGGUCAUCCUCUCACAAGUCUCCUUCUGGCUCAACAGAGAGUCGGUGCCAGCGAGGACUGUCUUUGGAGUGACAACUGUGCUGACCAUGACCACUUUGAGCAUCAGCGCCAGGAACUCCCUCCCAAAGGUGGCCUACGCCACAGCAAUGGACUGGUUCAUCGCCGUGUGCUAUGCUUUCGUCUUCUCCGCUCUGAUUGAGUUUGCCACCGUCAACUACUUCACCAAGAGGGGCUAUGCGUGGGACGGCAAAAGUGUGGUUCCAGAGAAGCCAAAGAAAGUGAAGGAUCCACUUAUUAAGAAAAACAACACUUAUGCUCCAACAGCAACCAGCUACACCCCUAAUUUGGCUAGGGGUGACCCCGGCUUAGCCACCAUUGCUAAAAGUGCAACGAUAGAGCCCAAAGAAGUGAAGCCUGAAACAAAACCCCCGGAACCUAAGAAAACCUUUAACAGCGUCAGCAAAAUCGACCGGCUGUCAAGAAUAGCCUUCCCGCUGCUGUUCGGAAUCUUUAACUUAGUCUACUGGGCUACGUAUUUAAACCGAGAGCCUCAGCUCAAGGCUCCUACCCCGCACCAGUAGGUCCUGUCAGUCACGUUCUGUUGUUCCGUCCUCCACACUGGGAAUCGCUUUCUGUUCAAAGCGCAGUGAUUCCUAGCUGCUUAAUUGCCUCUGUCUUAAAAGAAUUCGAAGGUUUCCUUAUUUCCAUAAUUCAUAUAAGAACAAGAGACCCAUGGCUGGCAGUCCAGAGCCGAGCAGAAUAUGCAGCUCAGAGACAGGAAAGAAAGCUAGAGAGAAAAGUGAUAUCCAAGGAGACCAAGGUGACAGGAAGGAAAAGAAGUCCAAAGCUAAGAGGAAAAGUGGAAGAAAAAAGAAAUGGAGCUGACCUAUAACACCCAAAUUGCUGGUAGAUGUAUAUUGCCAAAUAUGCUUUGAAAAAAGAUACUGUAUAUGUCAAAAACUAUUUUUGUGUGAAGGUAUUUAAGAGGAUAAAUUAUAAAUGUUUAAUGAAGAAAAUUCUAAAGCACCUUUGUCUUUUUGCCCGAGCAAUGGGGGUGCUUCUGGAGCGGUUUUCCUUUUUACGUGGCUGUACAGCUUUCACAUUUUGUUUCCCAAACUAAAUAUUCUCCAUAUUUUCUCCUUUCCAAAAAAAUCUCUACUGCAUUCUUUAGUUGUCGAAUGGUAUUUUAAAAUUCAUAGAAAUGAUGUAGGCCAGGUUGCCACUGCUCGAUGUAGAGUUCAUUCACUCCGAGCUGGAGAAACACUUUGAAGACCCUGCUUGGCUACCAUCUCAUGUUUUGCUACUCUUCUCGAUAAAAGAAUCAUCUUAAGAGACAUCUGAAUUAUUUAAUCAACUAGUUUUUCCAUUCUAUUUCCAGACAGCAAAAUUGAUUCAAUAAUCACUCUAUUCUUGUUAUGAAGAUGUUUUUAGAGGGGCAAAGGUAUUUUGCAAGCUCUAGAAUUGUUGAAUGUAUUCUUUUAUACAACGUCAUUAAAAGCUUUAGAUUGAAAUUUAUGACUAGGACACGAAAAUACAAUAUAGAAAAUUAUAUAUGUAAAUAUUCAGCAUGGGACUGUACAUUUUUUUUUACUUUUUUAAAAGUUAUGUUCAUACUAUUUGCAUAGAAGUCACCACGGGUAGCCGUCAGAAUGUGGCUGACAGCUAGGAGGAGGCAUCCUGAGCCUAUACUUCAAGACAGGACAGCAUGUCAG